ACUCAUUUAUGAUUGUCCAUUGUUUCUCAAUAGCUCUCAAUAUCUAUCUUUCAAACUUGUGUUGCAACUUUUGUAGCUCAUAACCUGUUUCAGCACAGCUCUGAAGUAACAGGGAAGGUCAAUUUCCUUCACACUAUCACAUCAGUCAUCAAUAACUCAGUGCCACAUUCUGGUGGUGGAAGGCUUGUGUGAUGGAUGGUGACCAUCACAACUCAUCCCUAAUUUCUGGAACAGUGAUAGGGCAUGGGCAGAGUGGAAAAUAAGACGAAAGCAGCAUCAUUACAGUUGCCAACUUUGAACCCUGAGAGGUUGAGAUCCAAAUAAUGGAGCCAUCCUGUCAACUUAGUUACAGAAAGAAACUAUGGCUUUGGAACUGCUUGAAGUCAUUCUGCAACACAAACUGAGGAAAACUUAUGUCAGCAUUGAUAGCAUAACAUGAGAACUCUGAUCAUGUUUUUGUACUGGAUGUGAGAAAAUGUUCACCAGUCCAACUUUUACUUGAUCCUCACUUGUUGUUGAAGCUUUUCCCAUCUCUGACACCCACUCAAAUAUGGUCAUUGCAGCUUGGUGUGCUGUGGUCAUUGACUGCGAUUGACAUGCCUACAAGCCAAGCCCCAUUAAGUGCCAUUGACAUGCCUCCUCCAUGAAGAUCCACAUGCUGGAUACAGGCAUAGCUUUGAAGGAGUCUUGUUAUCCCACAAGAUGAGAUGUUGGUUGGUCUUCUUAGGCUCUGCUUCUACUGAAGAACAAUCUCUACUGAUGUAUGAAACCAGAGUUGAUGAGCUAACAAGUCACAUCACUGGUUGAGUACCAACAUGAAUUCCACACCUGAAGCAACAACAGAGUUGGUGAGAACUAGACUAUCUUGCAGAGGUUUCCCCCAUGUAAAGCAACUCAUCACACAUCAACAACAGCAGCUUAGACUAACAAUUCUAAGCAAAGGUGAGGAGGAAGAGGAAAGGGUUAUAUGAUGAUGAUGAUGAUGAUACUGAUGGUGAUGGUGCAGCUACCUCCAGCAAAUUUAAAGAGACAGAGACAUGUAGAAAUAUGGCCACUUAGUCGAGUUGAUCCCACCGCAACAAAGUAUAUAGCAGUUUGCAUGUUAAAAGAAAGAAUGCUACAAUUAAGUCCACUUGAAUUCUUCUUCUUCUUCGUGGGAGCCAUUCCUUGGUGUUCUCCAAGCAUGGGCUUCAUGGGAGUAAUUCUAGAAGGACUAAGUCCUAAACCCGCACUAACUACUGGACUUGCUAUUGGCUUAUAGCAUCCUCGCCGAUAUGGUGCCCACUUGAGGAGACAGUUCUCUCCCGCAGUGUGACUUCCCGCUUCCAAAUGCCUCCGUUGCCGCUCGCCUCCACCCUUCUGCUCCUGCUCGCCAUCCUGUCCUCGUCGUCGCCAGCCGCCGGACAGCGCGAUGGCCCCGCCACGGGCACGUCCAGGUUCCGCGAGGCGCCUCUGUUCUACAACGCACCUUCGUGUCCGGCGCCCCUGCCUCCGGGGCCCGACUCGGCCUGCUCCCCUGACGCGCUGGUGCACGUCGCCAUGACCCUCGACGUCACCUACCUCCGCGGCUCCAUGGCGGCCGUCCUCUCUGUCCUCCAGCACACCGCCUGUCCCCAGUCGAUCUUCUUCCACUUCGUGGCCACCUCCGCCACGGGCUACCUCAGCGCGACCGUCGCAGGGUCCUUCCCCUCCCUCGCAUUCCGGAUCCACCCCUUCGCCGACGAGCCGACCGUCGCGGGGCUCAUCUCCACUUCCGUCCGGGCGGCACUCGACCGGCCCCUCAACUACGCACGCUCCUACCUCCCCCGCCUCAUCCCGCAGUGCGUCCGCCGGGUCGUCUACCUCGAUUCCGACCUCGUCCUCGUCGACGACAUCGCCGGCCUGGCCUCCACCCCGAUCCCCGACGGCGUCGCGCUGGCGGCUCCCGAGUACUGCAACGCCAACUUCACCUCCUACUUCACGCCCACCUUCUGGGCCAACCCGGCGCUCUCCGUGGCCUUCGAGGGUCGGCGGGCCUGCUACUUCAACACCGGCGUCAUGGUCAUGGAGCUCGGCCGGUGGCGCGACGGCGGGUACACGGAGCGGAUCGAGGAAUGGAUGGAUCUUCAGAAGCGGAUGCGGAUCUACGAGCUGGGCUCACUGCCACCGUUCCUGCUGGUGUUCGCGGGUCGGAUCGCGGCGGUGGAGCACCGGUGGAACCAGCACGGCCUCGGCGGCGACAACUACCGGGGGCUGUGCCGCGACCUCCACCCGGGGCCGGUGAGCCUGCUGCAUUGGAGUGGCAAGGGCAAGCCGUGGGCGCGCCUCGACGGUGGGCGCCCGUGCCCGGUGGACGCUAUCUGGGCACCCUAUGACCUCCUCCUCCGCACCGCGAUGCCCAUCGACGACUCCUGAUCCGACCCGGAUCCACGAUGAUCGACCAACCCCACCCGAUCCGACCCGAAACUUCACCUCUUCCCUUCCAUGUCACCAUGACCUUCUUCUCUCCUUUCCUGAGAAGUGUAGAUUACUUAAGCCUUUCUUAGUCAAAUGUAGAUUACUUAAGAAGCCAUAUAUAACUAAGAUUGCAUAAUAAUGAUGAAAUAAUGGAAUCAUAUACUACAAUGU
This is a messenger RNA of Musa acuminata AAA Group (dessert banana), 2607 nucleotides long. Its product is annotated as probable galacturonosyltransferase-like 2. The record is from RefSeq and is a predicted model, not a curated record. Bases 1330 to 2394 code for a protein of 354 amino acids. The transcript is spliced from 2 exons. Gene Ontology annotation, molecular function: glycosyltransferase activity. NCBI's taxonomy places the organism in Eukaryota, Viridiplantae, Streptophyta, Magnoliopsida, Zingiberales, Musaceae. Gene Ontology annotation, cellular component: Golgi apparatus.